GGUCCAGCUGCGACCUGAUGUCUGCUAGCUCAGCUGCCUCUUGAUACAUCACAUGCAUACAACUUGCUGUCGGAGCGCGCCAGGAGAUGACUUGUGAGCACUGUAGGUUUAAUGUGCUGUGAACAAGCACCCGCAGAGCCCAUUCAGAGAGCCGCCCGCGUCAAGUCCGAAGAGGGAUCCGACCGAGUGCGUCUGUGCUGAUGAGUUCUUGCUGCGCUUCGAUCAUCGGCGCGCCUCUCUCUCACUCUCUCGCUCUCUCUCUCUCUCUCUCCCUCCCCCAGCCCCCGCAGGACCGCGGUGUUCCAACAGCCAAACAGACGUUUUGAGUUCAGUGCUGCUGGUGAUGUAACGCUUCUCAUCUCACAGCUCUACUCCACAAACUGUUACCACCGCAGCCUCCGCUUCCGAAGCAUGGGACCCUUCAAACUCUGAAGUGAGAGGCACGAGAGUCAAACCAGCGAGAGAAAGAGAAAAGGAGGGGGUUAAAAAACAAAACGACGAGAAGGGAACGAUGGAGUCCAUGUUGUCGGAACAGUCGGCCGCAGUUGACGAGCUGGUGGAAGCCUGCAUCCAGGCCUUCGAUGAGAGGGGCACUUUGAAGGAUGCUUCCUUGGUCCGCAUGUUCCUCAUGAUGCACCCAUGGUACAUCCCUUCAACCGACAUGGCUAAGAAGCUGGUGCUCAAAUCACAAGAAGAGAGCUGCACCGCUGAGCGUCGGAUGAGAAUAUGUCACCUUGUCAAGUACUGGAUCUCUGAGUUUCCAGCAGAGUUCAAUCUGAGCCCGGAGCUGGCGGACCAGAUCAAAGACUUUAAAGACCUCCUGACCACGGAGGGCAACGAGAGCCAGAGCCAGCUCAUUGACCUGGACAGCGUGCCGUCAUAUAAAUGGAAGCGGCAGGUGACUCAACGUGUCCCGUCGGUGUCCAAAAAGAGGAAAAUGUCCCUGCUGUUUGACCACCUUGAUUCCUGUGAACUGGCUGAGCACCUGACCUACCUGGAGUACAAAUCCUUCUGCAAGAUCCUGUUUCAGGACUACCACAGCUUUGUGAUGCACGGCUGCACAGUGGACAACCCCAUCCUGGAGCGUUUCAUCACCCUUUUCAACAGCGUCUCCCAGUGGAUCCAGCUCAUGGUGCUCAGCAAGCCCACCGCCCCGCAGAGAGCCGCCGUCAUCUCCCACUUCAUCAGAGUGGCACAGAAGCUGCUGCAGUUGCAGAACUUCAACACGCUGAUGGCUGUGGUGGGCGGCCUCAGCAACAGCUCCAUCUCUCGUCUCAAAGACACGCAGGCCCACAUCAGCACCGAGACCAACAAGGUUUUCAACAACCUCAUUGAACUGGUGACGUCGUGUGGGAACUACAGUCAAUACCGCAAGCGCUUCUCCGAGUGCUCGGGCUUCCGAUUCCCCAUCCUCGGCGUGCACCUGAAAGACCUGAUAGCCGUGCACGUGGCACUGAUGGACUGGGCUGACAAAGAGAAAACGCGGGUCAACCUGGCGAAGACCCAACAGCUGUACGCCAUCCUUCAAGAGCUGGCGCUGAUUCAGAUCACGCCGCCUCACGUCGACGCCAACACCGACCUGCUCAACCUGCUUACGGUGUCUCUGGACCAGUACCACACAGAGGAGGAGAUCUACCAGAUGUCUCUACAGAGAGAACCUCGCAAGCAGGCGGUGAGCAUCACUCCGAUGGACACUCAGAACUCCAGCCCCACCCCUGCACCCGACCCCAAGCCCAGCAUGAUCGACGAGUGGUCUGUGUCGGUGAAGCCCAACGCUGACCCGACCAUCAUCAAGAAGCACAUAGAGAAGAUGGUGGAGUCGGUCUUCAAGAACUUUGACUCUGACGGCGACGGCCACAUCUCCCAGGAUGAAUUUGAAGCGAUCAGGAACAACUUCCCAUACCUCAGCAAGUUUGGUGAACUGGACAAGAACCAAGACGGAAAGAUCAGCAAAGAGGAGAUGAUCGACUACUUUAUGAAAGCCAGCUCUCUGCUGAACUGCAAGAUGGGCUUCAUCCACACUUUUACGGAGGCUACCUACGUCAAGCCCACGUUCUGCGAGCACUGUGCCGGCUUUAUAUGGGGCUUCUACAAGCAAGGCUACAAGUGUAAAGCCUGCGGGGUGAACUGCCACAAGGCCUGCCGAAGCCGCCUGGCCGUGGAGUGCCGGAAGAGGACAAAGAGCAUAAGCCACGAGACGCCGCCGGCCCUCCAGGCCAGAUCCUACAGCUUCCCUCCACCUGCCAACACCCCACACAGCCUGCAGAACACAGUGAUUGCUGAAGAGGAUAUAGAGACACUGGAGGAAGGAGUGUUUGAUGUCCACCUAUAACCAGGUCACUGCAUAACUUGAUGCAAAUCAUCAACUGAAACAUAAAACGGUUUCUACCUAUGAAGGGCCUCAAAGCAUUCAAGAUCAGUUAGUUUGUCUUCAAUUUGAUUGAACACAACUGAAAUAAUAAAGGUCUGAAAACUAUAUUUUAAUACAGACAUAUAAGAUAAGAAUGGCUACCUUAAGGCCAGAUAUUAAUUUAUUAAUUGGGGCAUAUUUCCAUAUUUCCAAACCAAUAUAUUCAGAUUGCUGCUCUCUAACUGACACACAGAGACUGUUGGGCCCUGGUGAUCCAACCUCGUACGGGACACUGCCAUUACACACUUUUAUCACAGCGCUGAUGUAUCUCCACGUCGACUCUUUCAGCACUAUCCUGUCCUGCUGGAUCGUAAAAGUCACAAUUCUCACAGGGGCCUUGAACUUAAGUAGAUUUUGAUGAGCAGGCAAGUGACAGUCUCUCUAUUUUAGAAUCCCUUACAACGGUUGGCAUGCGAGAAGCGACUGUCAGACCGGAGCCAGACCCAGUGUGUGCUGCCGUCUGUCAGUUUUACAACCCUCCUCAGUGCUGAGCCUUUGCACUGAGCACAUGCCAGGACACCUAGGUGCUGCCCCCCAGUGGACACAUACUGCAAUGUGACGACCGAUGGAAAUGGAAUGUCUUUGUAUGAUUUAUAUGUCUGCAUUUUUAUUCUGUCUUUGGCCAAGAGCAAACUACAGUAUAUGUAAAAAAAGACAAAAAAACACCCCCAAAAAAAUCCACAACAUUUUAUUUUCUAGGGAACGUUAAAGUGAGUGGAGUUUAUAAUUUGAGUGCAAUUUGCCGCAAAUUGGAAUGUCUCUCUACUUUCUUUUCUUCUUCUUUACAACAUAAAAGAGGUGCUGUUAUUGCCAAGAAUGUAAACCUGCCCCCCAGACACCUGUCUUCUUUGUCUGAGAAGUGCUGCUUUGUGUUGUUUAUCAUCUUGUUUUGCAAUACAUUUCAGUGGACCAAUAAUAGGACCAAUUUUGACGUCAGAUGAAAUAUUGUUGAUUUGUGGUGCCCGUCUGAAGCAUGAUGACAAAAGCAACAAAGGAAGCGGCUGAAAUGAAUGUGUGGACAGCUAUAAUUAUGAUGGACUUUGAACAAUGGUAUAUAUUUUUUGUCAUGUUUACCUGAAUAUCAGUAACUGUCCUAUAGUUAUUUCUGUGGUGUUGUUUUCAGUAUUCAGUACUGUCUUGUACCAGUGCACUGAUCGAUGAUCCAUCCUCUUGCAGUAUAGUGAAUGUAGCACUAACUGUCAGAUGAAGACCUUGUUUCCCCAAUAAAGACUGCAUGAGAGCCGGAUGCUGGCUAACUUGCCACGAAUCCUCCGUCAGUUUUUGUUUGAGCCUCGGAGUUCUGAGAGCGUCAGUAAGAAUAACAAUAAUGAAACUUUUUUAUUUGACAGCAGUGUAUAAAUGUUAUAUUGUUUCCCUGAGAAUCUGUUUUAAUGCCAGUUGUGUUUUGCUGUUUCUAUCCUGCAUGCUUCUCCUUUCCUGGCUCUAUUCUCUAGCCAAACUGGAGCUUUUUUAUUUAGUAUUUGUUAAUGUAGAUUUUUUUUAUUUAGGAACAAAUAAAGUGUUGAGAUUCCAGACAGUUGUGCCUGUAGAGAGAUUAAUUCAGAUUUAGAGUGCCAUAUUGUUAAGUGCUGGUUUUGUUAUUGAAUGAGACUCCUCCGACGCUGGUAUUUAUGUUUCUGUAUGAAUAGCUUACAUUCGGUCCUUCUGUGUCACCGCCCGCCUGACGAAAGAUGUUUGUUGUCAUUCUGUGAAUGAAUCUUUCAGACUGAUGUCAUGCUACUCCUUGUUGUUCCCCAGUAUUAAAUGCCGCAGGCAUCACUCCUA
Messenger RNA from Cyclopterus lumpus (lumpfish), 4195 nucleotides. Its product is annotated as RAS guanyl-releasing protein 2-like. The record is from RefSeq and is a predicted model, not a curated record. Gene Ontology annotation, molecular function: calcium ion binding; guanyl-nucleotide exchange factor activity. Gene Ontology annotation, cellular component: plasma membrane. The transcript has 17 exons. Lineage: Eukaryota; Metazoa; Chordata; Actinopteri; Perciformes; Cyclopteridae. Bases 512 to 2332 code for a protein of 606 amino acids. Gene Ontology annotation, biological process: Ras protein signal transduction; positive regulation of GTPase activity.